AUGCUGUCUGCUAUUGUUCGCAGGUUUACCACCUCCUCCCUCCGCAGGAGCCACUAUGAGGAAGGCCCUGGAAAGAACCUUCCAUUUUCAGUGGAAAACAAAUGGCGAUUACUCGCAAUGAUGUGUGGAUUCUUUGGAAGCGGAUUUGUCGCACCUUUCCUUAUAGUCAGACACCAGCUUCUUAAGAAAUGA
This is a messenger RNA of Mesitornis unicolor (brown roatelo), 192 nucleotides long. Its product is annotated as cytochrome c oxidase subunit 7C, mitochondrial. The record is from RefSeq and is a predicted model, not a curated record. Bases 1 to 192 code for a protein of 63 amino acids. The transcript has 2 exons. Gene Ontology annotation, biological process: mitochondrial electron transport, cytochrome c to oxygen. NCBI's taxonomy places the organism in Eukaryota, Metazoa, Chordata, Aves, Mesitornithiformes, Mesitornithidae.